AUGAACUCGCUGAAUAUCCUGUCCUCGCGAGUCAUUGGCCAGUCUUCCAGCUCUUCACGCCAUCGAUCGCAGUCCCAAGGCGACAAGAAGCGCACACCUCUACCACCAGACUUCUCGAAACUUCGGUCCUACAGUGAGGAUAAUUUCCGGUCCCUCGACUCCACCGAGAAGAGCUAUGACGGAUCAUCACUUGUGGACGAACGUGGAGAGGCGGAUGGGGGAUACGACUUAGAUGAGAAAACACCAUUACUGCAUGAAGUUCACAAAAAUGGAACGCUUACUGCUCGAAGCACUUGGUGGCUACUUACCCAACGGCUUUUUGAUGCUAUCACGGAAACCAUCAAAUUCAUCAUGUCUACACUUGCUGCACCCGGUGUGUACCUGGCCCAAUGUUUUCAGGCUGCCGACGGUGACUAUUCUCUCCUUGAGCCUAUUCGAAAGUUACGGCGCUCAUCUGCCGACGCAACGACCCGGUCGGACAAAGGAGCCACCAGGGUAGAGGGUAGGCGUCGCAGUGGUUCCACCCGGAAGCUCCGAUCUCAAAUCUCCAACGAAUCCAUAGUGUCAACAACGUCAGACUCGGACACAGAUCGACGACACAUCAGAAAUUUGACAAGCGCGAAGAAUCGGUCGACCAAAUCAAAAGGGCACGAUCCUGAUUCAAUCCCAGAAGCAGAAGAACAUGGGCACACCCCUCGUCGGUCUAUACGAAUCAAGCUCCAUCACGAAGAAUCUCUCAGGCGACAGAAGCAACGAAGGUCUCAAAGCGCCGAUAUAGGUCCACCGAUGCCCGAGGGUGUUUCGCGAGUCCAGGGUGCCGUCCACCUCGACAGCCUGAAGUCCCCCACUUCUCCUAGCGUCCACCGAUUGACAAGAUAUCCACAUUCUCCAACUCCGCCGCGCCCCCUUCUUCCCCCACGAGUGCCUUCAUAUACCGCGGCUCCCCGUAUCGCCAGGCCUCCGCAGAAGACCUUGGUGCUAGAUCUCGAUGAGACCCUCAUUCACUCGCUCGCCAAGGGGGGGCGAAUGUCGAGUGGUCACAUGGUUGAGGUCAAGCUCUCGAUGCCCGCAUCCACUUCAUUGAACCCCGGCGAAUCAUCGACGACAAUGGGCCCUCAACAUCCCAUUUUAUACUAUGUCCAUAAACGACCGCACUGCGAUGAAUUCCUGCGCAAGGUCAGCAAGUGGUAUAAGUUGGUCAUCUUCACGGCUAGUGUUCAGGAAUAUGCCGACCCCGUCAUCGACUGGCUCGAGCAGGAACGGAAAUACUUCCAGGACCGUUUAUACCGGCAGAGUUGCACAUUCCGCAACGGCGCAUACAUCAAAGACCUCAGUUGCGUGGAGCCGGAUUUGAGCCGGGUUAUGAUUUUGGACAAUAGCCCAAUGAGCUAUAUCUUCCACGAAGAUAAUGCAAUACCUAUUGAAGGCUGGAUCAAUGACCCCACAGACAACGGUCUCCUCCACUUGAUUCCUAUGCUUGAAGCCCUACAGUAUGCCACGGAUGUCCGUGCUUUCCUAGCCCUUCGCCGCGGUGAACUGGAGUCAUGA
Molecule: messenger RNA, 1548 nt
Organism: Penicillium paradoxum
Lineage: Eukaryota; Fungi; Ascomycota; Eurotiomycetes; Eurotiales; Aspergillaceae
Gene: nemA
Product: Nem1-Spo7 phosphatase catalytic subunit NEM1
Exons: 2
Coding region: 1-1548 (515 amino acids)
Molecular function (GO): protein serine/threonine phosphatase activity
Source: RefSeq, a predicted model, not a curated record